Molecule: messenger RNA, 3339 nt
Organism: Echinops telfairi (small Madagascar hedgehog)
Lineage: Eukaryota; Metazoa; Chordata; Mammalia; Afrosoricida; Tenrecidae
Gene: GRHL1
Product: grainyhead like transcription factor 1
Exons: 16
Coding region: 1-1875 (624 amino acids)
Biological process (GO): regulation of transcription by RNA polymerase II
Cellular component (GO): nucleus
Molecular function (GO): DNA-binding transcription activator activity, RNA polymerase II-specific; RNA polymerase II cis-regulatory region sequence-specific DNA binding
Source: RefSeq, a predicted model, not a curated record
AUGCCCAUCAACAAAGAGAAGGAAAUACAUGUAGUAACCAAGCGGCCGGUGCUGGUGCUGCAGAAUGAAGCCCUGUACCCCCAGCGCCGUUCCUACACCAGCGAGGACGAGGCCUGGAAGUCCUUCCUGGAGAACCCGCUCACCGCAGCCACCAAGGCGAUGAUGAGCAUCAAUGGCGACGAGGACAGUGCCGCGGCGCUGGGCCUGCUCUAUGACUACUACAAGGUCCCCAGAGAGAGGAGGUCGUCCACAGCAAAGCCAGACGUUGAGCACCCAGAGCCAGAUCACAGCAGAAGAAAUAGCCUGCCAGCUGUGAUCGAACAGCCUCUCAUUUCUGCCGGAGAAAACCGCGUGCAAGUAUUGAAAAAUGUGCCGUUCAACAUCGUCCUUCCCCAUGGCAACCAGCUGAGCAUUGAUAAGAGAGGCCAUCUCACCGCUCCUGACACCACAGUCACGGUCUCCAUAGCAACGAUGCCUACCCACUCCAUCAAGACGGAAAGCCAGCCACACGGCUUUGCCGUGGGGACCCCCCCAGUGGUGUACCACCCUGAGCCUGCCGAACGGGUGGUCGUUUUCGACCGGAACCUGAACACGGACCAGUUCAGCUCUGCAGCUCAGCCCCCAAAUGCUCAAAGGCGCACCCCAGACUCCACCUUCUCAGAGGCCUUCAAGGAAGGCGAGCAGGAGGUUUUCUUCCCCUCGGAUCUCAGUCUGCGGAUGCCUGGCAUGAAUUCAGAGGACUAUGUUUUUGACAGUGUUUCUGGGAACAACUUUGAAUAUACCCUAGAAGCUUCCAAAUCCCUUCGGCAGAAGCCCGGUGACAGCACCAUGACGUACCUGAACAAAGGCCAGUUCUACCCCAUCACCUUGAAGGAGGCGAGCAGCAAUGAAGGGAUCCACCACCCCAUCAGCAAGGUCCGGAGUGUGAUCAUGGUGGUGUUUGCUGAGGACAAAAGCAGAGAAGACCAGCUGAGGCACUGGAAAUACUGGCACUCCCGGCAGCACACGGCCAAACAAAGGUGCAUUGACAUCGCCGACUACAAAGAGAGCUUCAAUACCAUCAGUAGCAUUGAAGAGAUUGCGUACAACGCCAUUUCCUUCACUUGGGACAUUAACGACGAAGCAAAGGUGUUCAUCUCCGUGAACUGCUUAAGCACAGACUUCUCUUCUCAGAAGGGCGUGAAGGGAUUGCCUCUGAACAUUCAAAUCGAUACCUACAGCUACAACAACCGGAGCAACAAGCCUGUGCACCGGGCCUACUGCCAGAUCAAGGUCUUUUGUGACAAGGGCGCGGAGCGGAAAAUCCGGGACGAGGAGCGGAAACAAAGCAAGAGAAAAGUUUCUGAUGUUAAGGUGCCGCUGCUGCCCACCCACAAGAGACUGGACAUCACCGUGUUCAAGCCCUUCCUGGACCUGGACACCCAGCCUGUGCUCUUCAUCCCCGACGUGCACUUUGCCAGCCUUCAGCGCGGCACUCACGUUCUCCCCAUCGCCGCCGAAGACCUAGACGGUGAAGGAUCCAACAUGAAAAGGGGGCCGUACGGAACAGAAGAUGACUUCGCCGCUCCACCUCCUGCCAAACUGACCCGGCUAGAGGAACCAAAGAGAGUGCUGCUCUACGUGCGGAAGGAGUCCGAAGAAGUCUUUGAUGCCCUGAUGCUCAAGACCCCGACUCUGAAAGGCUUGAUGGAAGCUAUCUCAGACAAGUACGACGUUCCCCACGACAAGAUCGGGAAGAUAUUCAAGAAAUGCAAAAAGGGGAUCCUGGUGAACAUGGACGACAACAUCGUGCAGCACUACUCCAACGAAGACACCUUCCAGCUGCAGGUGGAGGAGGCAGGAGGGUCCUACAAGCUCACCCUCACCGAGAUCUAGAGGGCCGCCUGCCCACGCUCCCAGGGGCUGGGCGAAGGGGUCCCGUCCACCUUUUCAUCUGUUCGCCGACAGCCCCCUCCUCCGUGGGUGACAGGUGACAGUGGAAGGUGCUCCUUUUGCGUUGAGACGCUGCAUUGUUUGGCAUUGCGUGUGUUGCGUUGGCAUUUUCAGAAGACAGAAAUCCACACAUCACUAGGCCUGAGCUUUUGGGUACAGAUAUUUAUGAUGAAAAGUGAAAAUACUUUGUCCAAGAUGUAAUCCAUCUGAGAGGAGGUUCUCUGGGGUCUCUCUAGUUUGGGGGGCUGCAGGAAGUCUGACAAGGCGGAGGCUACCGUGGAGGGGCUGGGCUGCGGCCUGAACGCCACUCUGCCAGCCCCAGGUUACAGGGGGCGAAACCCGAAGAGUAAAGGGAUAAGCCCCUCUUCUCCCUUCACCUCCCACCCUCCUGUACAUUUCUUGAAACCAGGCAGGCUACCGAAAUCUCCCCUCUGCAAUGUUCUCCGACAUUCCGGCAGCCUCUCCUGUGAAGAACCGAGAUGGUUACAGUCGGAGAGCAGUACAGAAAAAGCUGCGUUGUAUAUACGUGCAAUAUCUUCCUGAAGGUCUGUGUCUGUAAAUGUGUACAUAGAUGCCUGAUAUAAAUAUAUAAUAUAUACAUACAGCAGAGACAUCAGUGAGAUCUACCUUUCACGCUUCCCCCCAGACACAAGGUUAAGUUAUUUGUGUUAACGUGCACCACGCAGAUCACACUCUGGCUCUGGAACUCAGAGAGCAGGGCCUCCGCGUCCCCAGACACAGGCGGCCUAGCGAACCUCCUCAGACGAACCUCCUCAGACGAGUCUGUCUGCGACCGAGGGCGUGUUCCUUUGGGUUUUUGCAUUGUUGAACACGCAAAGUACAGGAAGAGCACUCCUGCAGUCGGCGCGUGUCAUGUGUGCUUGUAUGACGUCAGAUGUGCCUGUCGAGCAAGCCAACACCCCGACCCAGCUGCACUGCAGUGACUGUCAGCCAAGUGAGACCCCAGCCUGGGUCCUCCCCAUCUCCCGCAGGAAGGUUUUCAUUUGCCACGUGUCCGAGCCCGUGUGCCUCGAUCCUCUUCUCUGUGGACAAACCCCUAAAAAAGCCUUCAUGAAUUUCUGAGAACAUGUUCCUAUGGCAGGGGAAUGUUUUGUACAUGUGUUUAACUAUCGAAACACUACAAACCUAAGUCUGUCACACAACUAAAUUCACGGGUAUGUUUAGGUUUCAGGGAAUUAGAAUAGGUCAUUUGUAUACGUGGGACUGAUAGCUAUUAUGUUAAGAUAUUCUAAUGAAGUAUGUGAACUAAAUUGCUGGUUUUCUAAUAUGUCAUGGGACACGGGUCAUAUAACAAUAUUUUAUAUUUUGUUUUAUGAAAUUGAUUUUGUCUUGCGUGUUAUUUGUAAUUGUGUCGUUGAAGAUGUAUUUGAAGCCAAAGGCAUUAAA